This is a messenger RNA of Arvicola amphibius (Eurasian water vole), 1698 nucleotides long. RefSeq names its product transmembrane protein 145 (gene Tmem145). Bases 1 to 1698 code for a protein of 565 amino acids. Gene Ontology annotation, biological process: response to pheromone; G protein-coupled receptor signaling pathway. The record is from RefSeq and is a predicted model, not a curated record. The transcript has 15 exons. Lineage: Eukaryota; Metazoa; Chordata; Mammalia; Rodentia; Cricetidae.
AUGGAGUCUUCGCGCGCGCCCGCGCUGCGCCGCCUGCUGCCGCCGCUGCUGCUCCUGCUGCUGCCACUGUCCCCCCGUGCCCGGGCCAAGUACGUGCGGGGCAAUCUUAGCUCCAAGGAGGACUGGGUGUUCCUGACAAGAUUUUGUUUCCUCUCCGAUUAUGGCCGACUGGACUUCCGAUUCCGAUACCCUGAGGCCAAGUGCUGCCAGAACAUCCUCCUCUAUUUCGAUGAUCCAUCCCAGUGGCCAGCCGUGUACAAGGCAAGGGACAAGGACUGCUUGGCUAAGGAGUCUGUGAUCAGGCCCGAGAACAACCAGGUCAUCAAUCUCACCACCCAGUAUGCCUGGUCAGGCUGUCAGGUGGUGUUAGAGGAGGGAACUCGCUACCUGAGCUGCUCCAGUGGCCGCAGCUUCCGUUCUGUGCGUGAAAGAUGGUGGUAUAUCGCACUCAGCAAGUGUGGGGGAGACGGGCUGCAGCUGGAGUAUGAGAUGGUCCUUACCAAUGGCAAGUCCUUCUGGACACGGCACUUUUCAGCAGAUGAAUUCGGGAUCCUGGAGACAGAUGUGACCUUUCUCCUCAUCUUCACCCUCAUCUUCAUCCUCUCUUGUUACUUUGGAUAUUUGCUGAAAGGCCGACAGUUACUCCACACGACUUAUAAAAUGUUCAUGGCUGCAGCAGGAGUGGAGGUUCUGAGCCUCCUGUUCUUUUGCAUCUACUGGGGCCAGUAUGCCACGGAUGGCAUUGGCAAUGGGAGCCUGAAGAUUUUGGCAAAGCUGCUCUUCUCCUCCAGUUUCCUCAUCUUCCUGCUCACACUCAUCCUUCUGGGGAAGGGAUUCACAGUGACACGAGGCCGCAUCAGCCACUCGGGCUCCGUGAAGCUGUCCGUGUACAUGACCCUGUACACUCUCACCCAUGUGGUGCUGCUCACCUAUGAGGCAGAAUUCUUUGAUCCAGGCCAGGUACUGUACACAUACGAAUCUCCAGCUGGUUACGGGCUCAUCGGGCUGCAGGUGGCAGCCUACGUGUGGUUCUGCUAUGCUGUGCUGGUGUCCCUUCGUCACUUUCCUGAGAAGCAGCCCUUUUAUGUGCCCUUCUUUGCUGCCUACACUCUCUGGUUCUUUGCUGUCCCUGUCAUGGCCCUGAUCGCCAAUUUUGGGAUCCCGAAGUGGGCCCGAGAGAAGAUCGUCAACGGCAUCCAGCUGGGGAUCCACUUGUAUGCCCACGGCGUGUUUCUGAUCAUGACUCGCCCAUCCGCGGCCAACAAGAACUUCCCAUACCAUGUGCGAACUUCGCAGAUCGCCUCGGCUGGGGUCCCUGGACCCGGAGGGAGUCAAUCCGCAGAUAAGGCGUUCCCGCAGCACGUCUAUGGAAACGUGACGUUCAUCAGCGACUCGGUGCCCAACUUCACGGAGCUCUUCUCCAUCCCCCCGCCCACCUCCUCUGCCGGGAAGCAGGUGGAGGAGACAGCGGUGGCGGCGGCGGCGGCAGCUGCCCCGAGGGGCCGCGUGGUGACCAUGGCCGAGCCGGGCGCAGCCUCCCCGCCCCCUCCCGCUCGGUACUCCAAGGCGGUCGACUCGGGCUGGGAUGGCCCGACGCCGUCCUACCAGCCGCUCGUACCCCAGACGGCUGCGCCGCACACCGGCUUCACCGAAUACUUCAGCAUGCACACGGCCGGGGGCCCUGCACCCCCGGUCUGA